AUGGCCCCAACUGAAACGAUCGUUUCACGCACGGCCGAUCAUCCCGCCUACGCCCUCGUGCCGCGCCUCUCUUAUCGAAACUCUAUUCCUUCUGGCAGCCCAUCUACUGGGUCGCGGCAGUCGGCAAGCACAAUUGGAAUAACCCUGACCACAGAUACUGCUAGCACAACCUCUACAGUCAUCACCUCUCCCUCUGAUGUCGAAAGCGGCCCUCGGUCACCUGGAUUGCCAGUCUUGACCCCAUUAUCCUCCGUGACUUCUGCUCCUAGAUCUCUUUCUGCACGAUCCCUGGCCAUGUCUAGCACAGCAAAGCCUACCAAAGAUAAAAAGAAACCUUCCUUUCUCGGUACGCUUUUCACCAAGGAACCUUCGACAGAUGCCUUUCUACAAAUGCAGAAUCAAUCGCGGAAACAAACAGCUCAGAAUCCAGGACGAAAGAAUCCUCCUGGAAUGUCGGGCGUAUCGUCUACCAAGAUGCCUCAAGACGUGCCAAAGGUCAACUCGAAAUGGGAUGGAAUGCCACGAACAGCGAAUGAAGAAUAUGAUAGAAGAAAUCCCCGAACAAGCUCUCGCGGGCAUUCGACAAGAGCAUCCUCUGCUCGUUCUCGCAGCGCCGCUCCAAGCGGCCAUGGGAGACACAGCCGGGGACUAUCAGCUUCCACUAACAACUCGAAUCAUUCGAGCCAGGCAAGGUCAGCAAAUGGCGCGCAUGUAGUCCAUUCAGCAGAAAGUUUUUCAAGCAGCAAUAGCAUCAAAAAUUCUCGAGCAAAAAGUACUCCAUUACAUACACCCUCACUAAGAUCACCAUUGGGGAGCAGCCUUCCACAUAUCACAUCCUUCUUUCCCGAUGACAUGCCUAAGUCACUUGUUGUCCCCCAUAUAUCCGGACUACAGAGUCGCACAGAAGUUUCUCUCCAGGGUUCGAGCGAGGGAUAUACCUCCAAAGAAAUUCCUAGAUGGGAAGAGAACUAUGCUAUUUCAGAUCAAGCUUCGUCUCCAAGCUCAACUACGUUGGAGCAUUGGCCCAUUACGCCCUCUUCCGAGCCAUUAUCAUUGCCGCAUCCACGUCAGCCUGUCAUCAAGGUUGACGACUCUUUCCCGUUUCCACCAAUGGACGUCAAAUUUUCCGAACUAGUACUCCUCUCACUAAAUUCCGAUGGGCUUGAUCAUCCCAUUACCACAAGGGAAGAGUCCAAUGAAUCUGCUCGAGCUUUCUCAGCUGGGGAGGCUCGCUCAGUUCGGCUUUCGAAUGAUGACGCGCGGUCACUAACACCAAAGUCAAUCCUCAAGAAGGGCACUAGAGGGCAAGUCUUUGCACCCUCAGUUCAAAUCCAGCAUGACUUGGAAAAACGACCUGAUUCGUCACGGGCACGAUUGGGGCUGAUGGCAAGCAUAAUCAGAAGUCCCGAUGCCGUUCCAUGGGAGUGUGAUGACGAGAAAGAGUCUCGACCUGUACCAUCACAUCGAACAUCAUUGCAUAAGAACCUGCUUCCAAAGAGCUUAGGCAUAUUUGGUAAAGCUUGA
Molecule: messenger RNA, 1524 nt
Organism: Endocarpon pusillum Z07020
Lineage: Eukaryota; Fungi; Ascomycota; Eurotiomycetes; Verrucariales; Verrucariaceae
Exons: 1
Coding region: 1-1524 (507 amino acids)
Source: RefSeq, a predicted model, not a curated record